AUGGAACAAGAAAUGGAAAGACGUCAAUUCAAAUUGGCCCAAGUACAGGCCUGUCAGCCAGAAGAUAGCAGGCCCACCAGGAAAUGGACAGGACAUGACCGUGAAUGGUGGUUCGAGGGUUGGCCAAAGAGCUGGUUAGAACCUGAACAAAGUUCUAACCAGCUAUUUGAGGAUUGUCAGCCAGAAGAUAGCAGGCCCACCAGGAAAUGGAAAGGACAUGACCGUGAAUGGUGGUUCGAGGGUUGGCCAAAGAGCUGGUUAGAACCUGAACAAAGUUCUAACCAGAUAUUUGAGGAUUGUCAGCCAGAAGAUAGCAGGCCCACCAGGAAAUGGACAGGUCAUGACCGUGAAUGGUGGUUCGAGGGUUGGCCAAAGAGCUGGUUAGAACCUGCACAAAGUUCUAACCAGAUAUUUGAGGAUUGUCAGCCAGAAGAUAGCAGGCCCACAGAGAAAUGGUCAGGACACGACCGUGAAUGGUGGUUCGAGGGUUGGCCAAAGAGCUGGUUAGAACCUGAACAAAAUUCUAACCAGAUAUUUGAGGAUUGUCAGCCAGAAGAUAGCAGGCCCACAGAAGAAUGGACAGGACAUGACCGUGAAUGGUGGUUCGAGGGUUGGCCAAAGAGCUGGUUAGAACCUGAACAAAGUUCUAACCAGAUAUUUGAGGAUUGUCAGCCAGAAGAUAGCAGGCCCACCAGGAAAUGGACAGGACAUGACCGUGAAUGGUGGUUCGAGGGUUGGCCAAAGAGCUGGUUAGAACCUGAACAGAGUUCUAACCAGAUAUUUGAGGAUUGUCAGCCAGAAGAUAGCAGGCCCACAGAGAAAUGGUCAGGACAUGACCGUGAAUGGUGGUUCGAGGGUUGGCCAAAGAGCUGGUUAGAACCUGAACAGAGUUCUAACCAGAUAUUUGAGGAUUGUCAGCCAGAAGAUAGCAGGCCCACAGAGAAAUGGUCAGGACAUGACCGUGAAUGGUGGUUCGAGGGUUGGCCAAAGAGCUGGUUAGAACCUGCACAAAGUUCUAACCAGAUAUUUGAGGAUUGUCAGCCAGAAGAUAGCAGGCCCACAGAAGAAUGGACAGGACACGACCGUGAAUGGUGGUUCGAGGGUUGGCCAAAGAGCUGGUUAGAACCUGAACAAAGUUCUAACCAGAUAUUUGAGGAUUGUCAGCCAGAAGAUAGCAGGCCCACAGAGAAAUGGUCAGGACAUGACCGUGAAUGGUGGUUCGAGGGUUGGCCAAAGAGCUGGUUAGAACCUGAACAAAGUUCUAACCAGAUAUUUGAGGAUUGUCAGCCAGAAGAUAGCAGGCCCACAGAGAAAUGGUCAGGACAUGACCGUGAAUGGUGGUUCGAGGGUUGGCCAAAGAGCUGGUUAGAACCUGCACAAAGUUCUAACCAGAUAUUUGAGGAUUGUCAGCAAGAAGAUAGCAGGCUCACAGAAGAAUGGACAGGACAUGACCGUGAAUGGUGGUUCGAGGGUUGGCCAAAGAGCUGGUUAGAACCUGAACAAAGUUCUAACCAGAUAUUUGAGGAUUGUCAGCCAGAAGAUAGCAGGCCCACCAGGAAAUGGACAGGACAUGACCGUGAAUGGUGGUUCGAGGGUUGGCCAAAGAGCUGGUUAGAACCUGCACAAAGUUCUAACCAGAUAUUUGAGGAUUGUCAGCCAGAAGAUAGCAGGCCCACAGAGAAAUGGUCAGGACAUGACCGUGAAUGGUGGUUCGAGGGUUGGCCAAAGAGCUGGUUAGAACCUGCACAAAGUUCUAACCAGAUAUUUGAGGAUUGUCAGCAAGAAGAUAGCAGGCCCACAGAAGAAUGGACAGGAAAUGACCGUGAAUGGUGGUUCGAGGGUUGGCCAAAGAGCUGGUUAGAACCUGAACAAAGUUCUAACCAGAUAUUUGAGGAUUGUCAGCCAGAAGAUAGCAGGCCCACCAGGAAAUGGACAGGACAUGACCGUGAAUGGUGGUUCGAGGGUUGGCCAAAGAGCUGGUUAGAACCUGAACAGAGUUCUAACCAGAUAUUUGAGGAUUGUCAGCCAGAAGAUAGCAGGCCCACAGAGAAAUGGUCAGGACAUGACCGUGAAUGGUGGUUCGAGGGUUGGCCAAAGAGCUGGUUAGAACCUGCACAAAGUUCUAACCAGAUAUUUGAGGAUUGUCAGCAAGAAGAUAGCAGGCCCACAGAAGAAUGGACAGGACAUGACCGUGAAUGGUGGUUCGAGGGUUGGCCAAAGAGCUGGUUAGAACCUGAACAAAGUUCUAACCAGCUAUUUGAGGAUUGUCAGCCAGAAGAUAGCAGGCCCACCAGGAAAUGGACAGGACAUGACCGUGAAUGGUGGUUCGAGGGUUGGCCAAAGAGCUGGUUAGAACCUGAACAAAGUUCUAACCAGCUAUUUGAGGAUUGUCAGCCAGAAGAUAGCAGGCCCACCAGGAAAUGGACAGGACAUGACCGUGAAUGGUGGUUCGAGGGUUGGCCAAAGAGCUGGUUAGAACCUGAACAAAGUUCGAACCAGCUAUUUGAGGAUUAG
Xyrichtys novacula (pearly razorfish) is the source of this 2514-nucleotide messenger RNA. The record is from the annotation of a GenBank genome assembly. NCBI's taxonomy places the organism in Eukaryota, Metazoa, Chordata, Actinopteri, Labriformes, Labridae.